Molecule: messenger RNA, 2593 nt
Organism: Cyprinodon tularosa
Lineage: Eukaryota; Metazoa; Chordata; Actinopteri; Cyprinodontiformes; Cyprinodontidae
Gene: panx1b
Product: pannexin 1b
Exons: 5
Coding region: 223-1371 (382 amino acids)
Biological process (GO): monoatomic cation transport; positive regulation of interleukin-1 production
Molecular function (GO): channel activity
Source: RefSeq, a predicted model, not a curated record
ACGGGACAGCAGCAGGUUAAUGCAUCAUUCAGCGCCGUGAAAGGAGCUCUAUGAACAAUAGAGUUAAUCCGUGCUUUAAAUAAUAAUAAUAUUUAAAUUUUUUCCUAUGUGCUUUCCUCCUUAACGGGACGAAAAGUGAGAUUGUGUGAGAUUUAUUUAUAUUUAUUUAAAAAAACAGAGUAGCUCCUCCAUCUGCCUCACAGCUUUUUGUCUGCGACCCUCAUGGCGAUCGCCUCUGUUGCCACAGAGUACGUGUUUUCGGACUUUUUGUUGAAGGAUGCUACAGAGAGAAAAUACAAAGGAGUCCGUCUGGAGCUGGCCGUGGAUAAAAUAGUCACGUUUCUAGCGGCGGGUCUGCCUUUGUUUCUCAUCUCGCUCGCCUUUGCUCAGGAGGUUUCUGUAGGGACUCAGAUCAGCUGCUUUGCUCCCACCAACUUUUCUAUGAGACAAGGGGCAUAUGUGGACUCUUUUUGUUGGGCUGCAGUGCAGGACCAGGGUGACAGUUCAACACUUUGGCUGCAUAAGUUCUACCCCUAUGUCCUUCUCCUAAUUGCCAUCCUGAUGUCGGUUCCUGCCGUGCUCUGGAGUUUCACUGCAGCUCCUCACCUGUCGUCUGACCUCAGCUUCAUUAUGGAGGAGUUGGAUCGAUUUUAUAACCGCACCAUAAAACUGGCCAAAAAUCUGGCAUCUUUAGAUGACAAGGAUGCAGCGCAGGGCAACCAGAGUGCUUUGGACCUGGCUGAGGGCUGCUUUAAAUACCCUCUUGUAGAACAGUACCUAAAGACCAAGCGCACCUCCUGCAGCCUUGUGGUCAAAUACAUGGCAUGUCGGGGCCUGACACUGCUCAUCCUCCUGCUGGCGUGCCUCUACCUCGGUUACUACAUCUUUGUGGCUUCGCUCACUGACGAGUUUCCCUGCGACCUGCGGACAGGUGUGCUGAAGAACGACAGCGGGGUGCCAUCUGCAGUUCAGUGCAAGCUGGUAGCAGUGGGCAUCUUCCGGCUGCUCAGCUACAUCAACCUGAGCGUGUACGUACUUCUCGCUCCUCUGGUGGUGUACGCGGCUCUGGGACCGGGGCAACAGGGCUCUGGCUUUCUCAGACCCUAUGAGAUGCUACCUGGAUUCGGUGCCCUGGGCGAAGUUAAACCAGUCUACAAUGACCUCAGCAUCUACCUCCUGUUCCUUAAGGAGAACCUGAGUCAACUCAAGUCCUUCAAGUGUCUGCAGGUACUGGAGUUGUUGCAGCAGACUGGUGAUGAGGGCUUUGACACAAUGUGCCUGCUGCAAACGCUGGGUCAGGUGAAAACGGACAUGUUGGACAGCAACAAGAUGGGCUCCAACAAGAAUGUCAAUGAGACAAAUAUGCCUUAAGAGCCAUUCAAACUAAACUUUUGGUGGGCAAAAGUUUAGUUUUACAGAUUAGAUGGCUAAUGUCUGAAUAAUGAAGAUCAGGGGAAGAGAGGAAGUGGAAGGAGAACCUGUGCACUUAUUUUCAUUUAAGAUGCUGGAUGUGUAGAUUCAGAUCUUCGUAAUAAGGAUAGAAGUCACUGUAUAGGUAGUUUGAUCAAAAUAAUCUUUUGCUCCCUUGCGGGUAAUUUAAUACAAGAAUACAUAUGUUGGGUUUAAGUUACUACUGAUUUUGUAUGUUUCAUAAACUGAGUCUGGUGAUUCAAUUGAACUUUAGGUGCAGUUAUAUUUAUCAUUUAAUAACCAUAUUCUUUGUGCUUACAAAACUCUUAAACAAAGAUAAGGUCUCCAGGCAUAAGGAGCAGCAUGGCAGAAGAUACUGUACACUUAUUUACAAGUUUUAUUUAUCUCUGUGUGGCUCUUGCUCCCUUGUACACCAGUUUUGGCAUAAAGCAUGAAAACCUGCAUGGGCAACAUAGCUUUAGAUGCUAGACAGACUGUUAAAAACAUGCUUUGAUUAGAUGUAGCUUGACAGAAGCAUUUCUGUAUUAAGAAAGUUGUUGAUUUCAUUCAUAAAAAAAAAAUUACUUUAAAGUUCAUGUACAUGACAUCAUGCACACUCCCAAAACAAUGCAACUUGAAUGAAAAGUAGCAGUAAGAACAAUCCUAUAUCCUAAUUCAUUUUGCAACUGUGCAUCAGUUCUGUUACAGUAUUUACGUCCAUCUUUUCUUAACUUCCACAUUUACUCUGAUUACAUUUUAUAUAAAGGUAUCAUAUAAAUAUUUCAAUAUCGGAAUACUAGCAUUAUGUCCAUGCAAUUACAUUCAUACAUCCCUAGCAUUGAAGUUUUUAGAAUGCGUUCAUUGUUCUUCACUCUUUCCACAUAUUAGUUCAUUUAACUGUGAUGGUCAAUUCCAUUAUUUUGGAGUUAAAUCUGUUUUUGUUUUUUUUAAAUUCCUUUUCAGGUUAUAGUUCCUUUAAAUGUUGAUUUUGUAUCAAGGGGACAUGAAAGUCAGAGCAGCACAUCACUGCCAGAGUCAAUGUUGCCAUAUUUUUUUUCAGGAGGAUAAAAUGCCAGAUUUGUAAUCUUGAGCUUGAGGUCCUCUUAGUUUCAAGUGCUGUUAUAAGUUAUGUUGGAGCCGACUUUGUACUAACAGAUAUAAUAAAAUCCCAAGGACUAACAGC